Messenger RNA from Procambarus clarkii (red swamp crayfish), 2471 nucleotides. NCBI's taxonomy places the organism in Eukaryota, Metazoa, Arthropoda, Malacostraca, Decapoda, Cambaridae. The record is from RefSeq and is a predicted model, not a curated record.
AUGUUCACUGGUUCUGGCGAACACAAGGGUCGCCAUGGGAUGUUCACUGGUUCUGGCGAGCACAGGGGUCGCCAUGGGAUGUUCACUGGUUCUGGCGAACACAAGGGUCGCCAUGGGAUGUUCACUGGUUCUGGCGAAUACAAAGGUCGCCAUGGGAUGUUCACUGGUUCUGGCGAACACAGGGGUCGCCAUGGGAUGUUCACUGGUUCUGGCGAACACAAGGGUCGCCAUGGGAUGUUCACUGGUUCUGGCGAACACAAGGGUCGCCAUGGGAUGUUCACUGGUUCUGGCGAACACAAGGGUCGCCAUGGGAUGUUCACUGCACUCUUGACAGGCACCCUGAGGACCUUCCAGCGACACGCCUGCGACGGCACCAGCCUCUCCCUUCAGUGCCCCAUCAACACUACCAUCGACAUCACCUUCGCCAGAUACGGCCGCCCGCGACAGGCUGAAGGGGGCGAGGAGGGCGGCGCCCACGGCCACGACCCAUGCCCGCCACUAGCGCCACCAUCCCUCCAGCAGCAGCAACUCAACUCAGUCUGCGAGUAUUCCCACGAAGUGAAUUACAAGACCCUGAAGCUGGUCAUCAAGAACUGCCAGCACCAGAAGAAGUGCCAGAUCGACGUGGUGCCCCACACCUUCAGCGACCUCGACCCUUGCCCCGACACCCGCAAGUACAUUGAGGUCGCCUACAAGUGCCGCCCAGAGACCUUCAUAAGCAAGAUAACGUGCGUGCCUGGCAAACUGACUCUAACAUGUGAGAAAAACUCCAGACUGGCCAUAUACAGCGCUUUAUUUGGUAGAAGACUGGAUGGGUCAUACACGUGUCCCCAGCCGGAGGGCGUGCCUGAGGAAGACUGCCAGGCUAGUUAUGCGAAUGAGAUCGUCAUGAAGUUGUGCCAUGGACAUCGACAGUGCCACCUGGAAGCGAAUCCACAAGUGUUUGGCAAACCUUGCUCGGCUGACUCCAGGAUGUACUUGACGACGGCUUACACUUGUGUUCCCAAGAAAAUUCUAAAGACAACAUCACAAGAGGACGAUGAAGAGAAGGAAGUAGGGGAGGAGGCCCAGGAGGAGGGCAGCCUUAUGUUCCCAGCCUUGCCAGAUCCGUUCUCACCUGCAUCUCCUCCACAGCACACACAAACUCCUACUGUAUUUUAUAAUCCCACAGUCACCACCAAAACUUCUAAUAAAAAAAGCGAGAGGGUCAAUUCCCUAGACAAAGAUUAUCCUCGGGAUGGUGUAGCCAAACCUGACCUCCUCAACUGUACAGUCACCAUCCUCUCGGGCACUGGGGAUCAGGAGAUUGGCUUCUUAACAGAGUGGAUGAGGGCUAUAGCUUUUAUGAAACGGAAUUUAGAAAAGCUCAUCCUUUACUUGAUGGUGGGUUUGUGUGUGGGUCUGCUGCUAUUCUUGAUCGUGGUUGUGGGACGUUUGCUGAUUGAACGACAUCAAGCCAAGAAAGAGGCCAAGAUGAUGCAUGAUCCCCUCACUUCUGUAUUUGCAACAGAUAUAGACGAUAUAGAUGGAGACUUGGAUAUGCAAGUUGCUUUGGGAUCCUCUUUGGGAAGAUCGCCCUCACCUCAGGAACCAACGCAAGAUGUUGUCCGAUAUAACACUACUAGGCCCGGGAUCAGACGCCAAGACAGUGACACAAAUCCACGAAGCUUGAGCAGAAAUAACAACAAUCAGUUAUUCUAUAGUUAGUUGUCCUUGUAGGGCUUUUAUAGAAGCUUUAUAAACUGUAUAGCCCAGUUAUCUUUAAAUUUAUUUAUACCAAACAACUGUAGACAUUGUACAUAUGCUAAAAAAAAAAAUUUUGAAUGAUUAUUUUUGUCUUUUGCUCAGUGUGUUAGUGUGUACUUAAUGUUAAAUAAUUAUAUUCUGACAAAGUAAUGAAACCAAAAAUGUGCAAAGUAUUGCUUUGAUAUUUUAUAUGGACCUCAAUAUCAUUAUGUACUACUUAAUGAAAUUUGCAUCUAAUGUAAUGUGCAUGUAUAUAUUCACUGUAUGUAGAUUUGUGCAGUUUUUUAUAUAUAUAUAAAUAUAUGUAUAUGAAUGAAUAUGUGUUGUGUAUGAAGUGUGUGUAAAGAAAGAUGAAGCAUGAAAAGAAUGCUUGUGUUUGUCUCAUUGGAAAAAAUAUUAGAGGGAAAAUUAGUGUUCGAAUAAUAAGCAAAAUGGUCAGACUCUUCCUCUAUCUAGUUGUGCAAAGGAUAAAUGGCAUUACUUUUAAGUUUUAUGUCAAAAUUGUGUUGAGUUCAGUGUUUGUUAUGAUCAUUUAUCAAUGUAUAAUAUUGUUAUUCCCAUAUGAACAUAAAACUUGACAAAAUUAGUCCCUCAUAAUUUCAUCCUCUGUCAGAGGCAGCAUGUUAUUUUACAAAUGUUUCCAUAAUUCCUGUAAUACCAACUCAGUAUUAUCUUUUAUGAUUAUACCAUAAAACAGAAAUAAAGAAGCCACACAAUGUCUAAAA